AUGUUCUUUCGUUUCCUGGGGCAUGGUUGUUGCUGUUAUCUACUUAUAAGGAAGAUAAAUACGAAGAAAGUGAAGCGAAAAUUAGCGAAAGUGGUCUAUGUCCCUUUGAAUAGUGAGGCCAACGGCACUAGUGUUGGCCAAGUUACUCGAUUUUCAAAAUCUGGUUUCUUCAGUGAACUGUCAUUUUGGUGGUUGAAUCCAUUAAUGAAAAGGGGUAGGGAGAAAACUCUUGAGGAGGAAGAUAUACCCAGUUUGCAUGAGGCAGAUCGAGCAGAAAGCUGUUAUCUUCAAUUCCUGGAUCAGUUGAAUAAACAGAAACAAAUUGAACCAUCAUCUCAACCAUCAAUCUUGAGGACAAUAAUAAUAUGCCACCGGAGAGAGAUUUUCAUUUCUGGGUUCUUUGCUUUGCUAAAGAUUCUCACUCUCUCAGCUGGUUCUCUGCUACUUAAUGCCUUCAUUUUGGUUGCCGAGGGAAAAACAGCUUUCCAAUAUGAAGGUUAUGUAUUGGCUAUGACACUUUUCAUUUCAAAGGGCUUAGAAUCCUUGUCACAAAGGCAGUGGUAUUUCAGAAGUAGAGUAAUUGGUCUGAAAGUGAGGUCCUUGCUCACAGCAUCUAUUUACAAGAAGCAGUUGAGAUUGUCAAAUGCUGCCAGGCUGAAGCACUCAGGUAGUGAGAUAAUGAACUAUGUUACUGUGGAUGCUUACGGGAUUGGAGAAUUCCCUUUCUGGUUUCACCAAACUUGGACGACAAGUCUGCGGCUUUGUAUUGCAAUUGAAAUUCUCUUUCGUGCAGUGGGGUUAACAACAUUUGCAGCUUUGGUGGUUAUAAUUCUCACUGUGCUAUGCGGUACUCCGCUUGCAAAGCUGCAACAUAAGUUUCAAAGCAAGCUCAUGGUUGCACAGGACGAGAGACUGAAGGCUACUACUGAGGCUCUUGUGAACAUGAAGGUUUUGAAAUUGUAUGCAUGGGAAACCCAUUUCAAGAAUUUCAUUGAAAAUUUACGUAAGGUGGAAUAUAAAUGGUUAUUUGCAUUGCAUUUGCGAAAGGGAUGUAAUGGCUUUCUCUCAUGGUCGUCGCCUGUUUUUGUCUCAGUUGCUACUUUUGGGGCAUGCUAUUUCCUCAAGAUUCCGCUAUAUGCUAGCAAUGUUUUCACUUUUGUUGCAACUUUAUGUCUUGUUCAAGGCCCUGUAAGAAAUAUCCCUUAUGUUGUUGGAGCAGUCAUUCAGGCGAAGGUUUCAUUUACACGUAUUGUAAAAUUCCUUGAGGCAGCUGAGCUACAGAGUGCAAAUGUCAGGCAGAAGAGGAACUUGGAGAAUGUGAACCAUGCCUUCUUCAUCAAAUCAUCCAAUUUUUCUUGGGAGGAGAAUUGUUUGAAGCCAACAAUCAAAAAUAUAAGCCUAGAGGUUAGACCUGGCGAAAAGGUGGCUAUCUGUGGAGAAGUGGGUUCGGGCAAAUCAACAUUUAUAGCGGCAAUUCUUGGUGAAGUUCCAAAUACAGAGGGAAUUAUUCAAGUGUAUGGGAAGAUUGCCUAUGUUUCGCAAACAGCUUGGAUCCAGACUGGGAGCAUACGAGAAAACAUUUUAUUUGGGUCUUCUAUGGAUACCUAUCGAUACCAUGAAACACUUGAAAGGUGUUCAUUGGUGAAGGAUCUUGAGUUGCUUCCGUAUGGUGAUCAAACUGAAAUAGGUGAAAGAGGAAUUAAUUUGAGUGGUGGUUAGAAGCAGAGAAUUCAACUUGCUCGUGCGCUAUAUCAGGACGCUGAUAUAUAUCUCUUGGAUGAUCCAUUCAGUGCCGUGGAUGCUCAUACAGCUACAAGUUUGUUUAAUGAAUAUGUUAUGGGAGCACUUUCAAGGAAGGCAGUUUUACUUGUGACUCAUCAAGUUGAUUUUCUACCUACAUUUGAUUCUGUUUUGUUAAUGUCAGAUGGGGAAAUCCUGAAGACAGCUACUUAUCAUCAAUUAUUGUCCUCGAGCAAAGAAUUUCAGGACCUUGUCAAUGCAUACAAAGAAACUGCCGGUUCUGAAAAACUUGCUGAGGUUACUUCUCAGAAUCGUGGUGCACCUGCUAAAGAGAUCAAGAGGGGUUAUGUGGACAAACAGUCUGAAGCAUCCAAAAGUGAUCAGCUGAUAAAAAAAGAAGAGAGAGAAAUAGGAGACACAGGUUUCAAGCCAUACACAAAGUAUCUGAAGCAGAGCAAAGGAUUUUUGUUCUCCUCCAUGGCCAGUCUUUUUCAACUUAUAUUUGUGAUUGGUCAGAUAUCACAGAACACAUAUGCUUCUAAUGUUGAUAAUCCUCAUGUUAGCACAUUGAGGCUGAUUGUCGUUUACAUAGUGAUUGGAUUUACCUCAACACUAUUUUUGCUAUUUAGAUCUCUCUCCACUGUUGUUUUAGGUAUUCGAUCAUCACAAUCUUUAUUUUCACAGCUUCUAGAUUCCCUUUUUCGUGCACCUAUGUCUUUUUAUGACUCCACACCGUUGGGAAGAGUCCUUAGUCGGGUCUCCUUCGAUCUGAGCAUUGUUGACCUUGAUAUCCUGUUCAGUUUAAUUCUUUCUGUUGCAGCUACCAUUAAUGCUUAUAGUAAUCUUGGAGUACUAGUUGUUGUCACUUGGCAAGUUCUUUUCGUCUCAAUACCAGUGAUUUUCAUGGCUACUCGCUUGCAGAGGUAUUAUUUUUAUACUGCAAAAGAAUUGAUGCGGAUCAAUGGCACAAUCAAGUCCUUGGUGGCAAAUCAUUUAGCUGAGUCUAUAGCAGGAGCCACAAUAAUAAGGGCCUUUCAGGAGGAAGAGCGGUUUUUUGGUAAAAAUCUUGAUAUAAUUGAUACCAAUGCUACAAAUUCUUUGUACAUUAUUAAACUACUAAUUAUUAUACAAUUACCUCUGUUAUGUGCAGGAUUUAUUGGGAUGGCACUAUCUUAUGGUCUUUCAUUAAAUGUUUUCGUAGUUAUGUCAAUCCAAAACCAGUGUACUAUAGCAAAUUAUAUCAUUUCUGUAGAAAGACUUAAACAAUACAUGAAUGUACCAAGUGAAGCCCCUGAAGUGAUAAAAGACAAUCGCCCCCCACCCAACUGGCCUGCUAUGGGUAAAGUGGACAUAUGUGAUUUACAGAUCAGAUAUAGGCCUGAUGCACCACUAGUCCUUCGGGGUAUCAGUUGCACAUUUGAAGGAGGGCACAAAAUUGGUAUUGUUGGCCGAACUGGCAGUGGAAAGACUACUCUCAUUGGUGCUCUAUUUCGAUUAGUGGAGCCAGCCGGAGGGAAGAUUAUUGUAGAUGGCAUUGAUAUAUGUAAAAUUGGACUUCAUGAUCUGAGGUCACAUUUCGGCAUAAUACCUCAGGAUCCUACUCUUUUCAAUGGGUCUGUGAGAUAUAACCUGGAUCCCUUAUCUCAACAUACAGACCAGGAAAUAUGGGAGGUUGUUGGAAAGUGCCAGCUUCGGGAAGCUGUCCAGGAGAAAGAUGAGGGCCUUGACUCCUUAGGCAAAGGAAUUAAUUUGAGUGGUGGUCAGAAGCAGAGAUAACUUGCUCGUGCGCUAUAUCAGGACGCUGAUAUAUAUCUCUUGGAUGAUCCAUUCAGUGCCAUGGAUGCUCAUACAGCUACAAGUUUGUUUAAUGAAUAUGUUAUGGGAGCACUUUCAAGGAAGGCAGUUUUACUUGUGACUCAUCAAGUUGAUUUUCUACCUGCAUUUGAUUCUGUUUUGUUGGAAAUUCAGUUUGUUUUUGAAUCAAUUUUUGGCGCCAAAGAACUGCUGCUGUCUCCUCUGUCUGCCGUGAAUGGAGCUGCUGUAGUGGUUGAUUUUUAG
This is a messenger RNA of Pistacia vera, 3798 nucleotides long. Its product is annotated as ABC transporter C family member 10-like. The record is from RefSeq and is a predicted model, not a curated record. NCBI's taxonomy places the organism in Eukaryota, Viridiplantae, Streptophyta, Magnoliopsida, Sapindales, Anacardiaceae. Gene Ontology annotation, molecular function: ATP binding; ATP hydrolysis activity; ABC-type transporter activity. Gene Ontology annotation, cellular component: vacuolar membrane; plant-type vacuole. Gene Ontology annotation, biological process: transmembrane transport.